Molecule: messenger RNA, 1731 nt
Organism: Mercenaria mercenaria
Lineage: Eukaryota; Metazoa; Mollusca; Bivalvia; Venerida; Veneridae
Product: translation initiation factor IF-2-like
Exons: 4
Coding region: 1273-1635 (120 amino acids)
Source: RefSeq, a predicted model, not a curated record
AUUCCGUCCAAUGGACGACAGACAAACAUAAAUAAUAUCGUUCAUUACAAAAAAUGCCUCCGAUUUUUUUUCUACACUUUUUAUAAAUUAUUCAAACUUGAAUAAAAUUUAACGCAAUGGAAAAUGACUAUAAAACGGCCGCAUUUCUUACAGUUUAUAAAAAUUCUUAUACUAAUACUACAUGUACUUACGACCUAAACAUUCUGUACCGCCGAAAACUGCGGUUUUUCACAAACAGGAAACGCGUUACGUGUAAAAACACGUAAACGUGCAGACAUGAAAACAACUUUUCAGAAAUCAUGUCCGUUCUUUAUUUUGACCAUAAACUAUUGUAAUAUUGCCCUGUAAAUACAUACCAUGUACAUUAUUUAUGUCCAUUUAAUUGAUGACUGGCUAUUUAUUGAGAUGCCAUACUUAGUAAAUAUAGACUAGCCACUAGACUGCUAAUAAUAUAACAUUCGGGAAAAGAUUGGCCCGUCUUACCAUAAAACUUUAUUUAGAGUAAAAAAAAAAAACUAGAUGAUUUAUAUUUUUUACAACAACGUUUGCAAAACUGUAUUAUAAUUGCAGUUGCACUAAUACUAAAAACAACAAAUGAAAAAUAAAAACAAUCAAGUGUAUCCAAAGAUAUUUUUAUUUUGUUAUGUUUAGCGUCGCACUGACACAAUUAUAGGUCAUAUGGCGACUUUGUAACUAAAGACAGUGUGCUCAUCUUUUAUUAUUAGAUAUUGUUUUAAAUUUAGAAAAUCCUCAUCAAAUUUAUUUUGAGUAAAUAUCUAAAGGAAAGUUCCGUGUAUAAGGAGUAGUCAACUAGUCACCAUAAUAAAAUUAAAUCUAGUAAAAACACAUUUUUAUAGCUGCUUUACUUAGUCAUUUUAUGUUUACUAAUGCAUUUGUUAGUGUGUAGAAUUCAAAAACUUCAACACAGUAUUGUGUAUUUACACAAACAUGUUCAUUUUAUGUUUUUACUGAAAUUUGUAAUUUUAGCAUAAUAUAUCUUUAAAGAGGACAUGUCAUUGUCUGAAUGCUAGUCUAGAGUGACUGGAAAAACUGCAGGCAUUGUGAGUCAGCAAUAUAUGAAAAGUAAACAGUUUUUCCCGUAAUUAGCUACAUCCCUUGAUUCGUGUAAAACACGUGUAAACGACGUAUUCACUAAUCAAUCACUAACAAUUAACUAGCAAUGAAAGACAAAUACAACAGAAAUAAAAAUUUCUCCAUUCCCUAUAUAAAGCCAAUGUUUUGACUGGACAAAUAUUGUUUUUAACGAACAAAAUGGACAAGACAUUGUGGGCGAUACUUGUGACCUGUACAGUUCUUUUGGGACUUGUAUAUUUUGCUGAUGGUCAAGGUAAUUUCAUAGGAGGUGGUUAUCCCAAUGGCGGUGGAUUCCCGGGUCGCCCCGGUGGUGGUGGAUUCCCAGGGUAUCCCGGUGGCGGUGGAUUCCCAGGGUAUCCCGGCGGCGGUGGAUACCCGGGGUAUCCCGGUGGUGGCGGUCACUGUCAAUGUCGCAGGUAUUGUUGGCGUGGGGAGAGGUACGCAGGUAGAUGUUACCGCCCCUGGAGAAGGCCCUUCCGUCGCCAUUUCAGACGCAGGCUCGUCAGGUGUUGUCCCAUAUACGGACCCUUUGGACGAUAAAAAAGAAGUCAGCGAAACAACGACCAGUUCAUCACCACUUGAAAUGAAAUAAUGUUGAAUAUCAGGUUUUUUAUAAUAAAGUUUGAGAGUUUUCUG